This is a messenger RNA of Poeciliopsis prolifica (blackstripe livebearer), 1462 nucleotides long. It is a transcript of the gene tmem44, whose product is annotated as transmembrane protein 44. The transcript has 10 exons. The record is from RefSeq and is a predicted model, not a curated record. NCBI's taxonomy places the organism in Eukaryota, Metazoa, Chordata, Actinopteri, Cyprinodontiformes, Poeciliidae. The coding region runs from base 1 to 1416 and encodes 471 amino acids.
AUGGACGGAGGUAUCUCGACCGCUGAGGAUGAGCUCAGAGGAAGCUCUGAUCAUUUCCUCACCAGCCUCGGUGCCUUCUGGCUUCACUCGGUCGCCAGCUGCGGGUCCCCAGACGCGGCCCAUCUGUGCGUCCCCGCUGGUCUCACGUUGCUUUCUGCUGUCCUGUUGAUGCUUUCCUCCCUCUUGAUCGUGUGUCGGAAGUUUAAAUCAAGAGGAGAAUAUUCAAAAGAAACCAUGAUAGUUUUCUACAGUUUUCUGGGGAACCUGUGCAGCAGUGUGGGAGCAGUUCUGGCCAGGCAGUUUCACCUGCAGAUUUCUAUGGCUGCUUUUGCUGCUUUAAUGGAUGGUGUGCACUGUAUCUUGUGUUGCCUUCCGGUGUUCCUGUGUUGGAACUCCAAAGCUCAGCGGAGGCUGAGGGUGGUGAAGAGGCGCAGGAGGCAGCAUUUUCUGGCUGUGGGUGUGUUGAUGGUGGUUGCAGGAGGGUUCCUGAAGUCCAGAGUUGAUGAACCUAUAACAAUUAGGUCCAUCAGCGGAAGGAAGCUGCUGCACAGCUCAGUUCAAAUCUCCAGCUGGAGCCUGAUGAUGGACAGCAAAGAAAUCCUCGGUUACAUCCUGGGCCUGUUGGCCUCUGUCAUUGCCUGGACCUCCAGGUUCCCUGCACUCUGCAGAGCAAGGAGAGGACAGAACCUGACCCAGACGUUUAUUGUCUCUGGAUUGUUGUGCUCUGUAUCUGGUGCCCUCUACACUGCAGCCAUCCUCUUACAUGACGUCCGGUUCGGAUUUCUUAUCAGAGUUAUGCCUUGGCUGCUGUCAUCGAGUGGCUGUGUCAUCCUGGACCUGCUUAUUUCAGUGAUCCACUGGUGCAAGAUAGGAACUACGCAGAAGACAAUGAAACUAUCAUCAGAUAUGGAGGGCCUUUUAGGCAUGAACACUGAACAUACUGCUGUCAUGAAGGAGCAGAAAAAGCAGCAAAAACCUCAAUCAGCACAAACAAAAUUUUCAGGCUUUUCCUCAAAGACAAAGAAUGUACAGAAGAUGAUUGAGAUGGGCCAAUAUAUGGACGUCAGUGGUCAACAGACAUCGAAACUACUGUCCCUUAAAGAAGUGGCACUGUCUAAAGAUGGAUUAGACGUCGGAUCUCCUCACAGGAUGGUGCGAGUUGUGACAUUUGAUGGUCUUUGUUCCUCUGAAACAUCCUGUAGCUCUUCAUCAGACAGCACUGAUCUGGAGUGGGACUUUGAAGCUGCAAUUGCACAGUGGAGUAAACCAGCAGCAGAACCACAGGAGGGGGACAAGUUCCCGCUCCAAGACUGGCCAACAAACCCCAAACCCUUCAGUGUCUGCAUUUGCUCGAUGGCUGGACUCCCACAGAAGAGUCAGUGUUCUGCAAAUAAGAGCAGCUCUGCAGUGAGCUGAACUUCAGUGCAAGCACAUCUGACAUUACUGUUUUAGAAUUAUUAAA